Peronospora belbahrii is the source of this 951-nucleotide messenger RNA. The record is from the annotation of a GenBank genome assembly. NCBI's taxonomy places the organism in Eukaryota, Oomycota, Peronosporomycetes, Peronosporales, Peronosporaceae.
AUGCCCAAAGUGUUCAACGCACGAGCGCUGUGGUCCACUGAAUCUGAUCCCCAUCGCGCUGAGAAAAUCGCCAAGAACUACGGCAUUCCCAAUUGGACCAAUGACGUGUCCAAAGUCCUGAACCAUCCAGAGAUUGACGCUGUGAUUAUUUGCUCGCCUACAGACAGACACGCAGAGCAAACCAUUGAAGCUGCUAGGAACAAAAAACACAUUUUUUGUGAGAAGCCCCUGGAUCUUGAUCUCGACGUCGUCAAUAAAACCAUCAUGGCGACGAAAGAUGCUGGUGUGAAGCUUAUGAUUGGAUUCAAUCGUCGUUUUGAUGCCAAUUUUCUUCGUGUGAAACGAGCUAUCGACCAUGACGAGGUAGGUAAGAUUAACAUGGUGCGUAUCACAAGCCGUGACCCUAGUCCACCACCUGUAAGCUACAUCAAAAGCUCUGGAGGGUUGUUCCACGAUAUGACUAUCCAUGACUUCGACAUGGCGAGAUUUCUUAUUGGUGACGAAGUCGAUGAGGUCUAUGCCAUGGCGCAGAGCGUGAAUCUCGACAUUGCAGCAGCAGGCGACAUUGACACGGCUGUAGUGCUGCUCAAGUUCCAUAACGGUGUCAUCUGUUACAUUGAGAACAGCCGAGAGGCGGCGUAUGGGUAUGACCAACGCGUGGAGGUUCUGGGGUCAAAGGGCUCCGUUGCAUGUGAUAACAAGUACCCGAACCAGGUGGUGGUGUCUACGAAUGAAAGCGUGCGUCGUGACUUGCCGCUUCAUUUCUUUCUGGAGCGCUAUAUGGAUGCAUAUGUGGCGGAGAUGGAGGCUUUCAUCCAUGUGUGCACUACGAAUGGUGCUUCGGUUCCUGUUGGCGGUAAUGAUGGUCGUGAGGCUUUGUUGCUGGCUCUGGCGGCAAACAAGUCGCUUGCGGAGAAUCGUCCUGUCAAGGUCAAUGAGCUACGUGGUUAA